Schistosoma mattheei is the source of this 1064-nucleotide messenger RNA. Lineage: Eukaryota; Metazoa; Platyhelminthes; Trematoda; Strigeidida; Schistosomatidae. The record is from the annotation of a GenBank genome assembly.
CGCCGCUUAACCUUUGUCGUUGAAUAGAUUGGACAUUGGAACGUAGAGGAUAAUAACGGAGAAUUUGUUUUUAGCUCAAGCGCUUAGACUGAAUUUUCGAGCACGAUGCACAGAGAAGGUGGUAGAUCUUACAAAGCUAUCCAACCUCCUAUUGGUGUUGUUUAUAAUUUCUUGCAGAAGAAAGCACGUGUGAGGGUAUGGCUGUAUGAACAGUGUAACUUACGAAUUGAAGGAGUGAUAAUUGGUUUUGACGAGUACAUGAACCUGGUGUUGGCUGAUGCUUGUGAAAGGCAUAUGAAGUCAGGAGCUAAAAAACCUUUGGGAAGGAUCCUCUUAAAAGGAGAGACAAUAACGCUCGUCCAGGUUGCGAAUUAACGGAUUUACUUUAGGUCCUAAUAAAUCACUGUUAAUAUUUCCCAUUUUGUACGUUGAAGUACAUAUAAAACCAUUUGAUGUAAUUCUUUGUAGUGUUAGACUUGUCUGUUUAACGUGUUAUUCAUAAUAAUUCAACUCUCCAGUGAUAUCAUAUAUAAGGGGAUAUUGCGAAGGUUAUCGUUGCAUUCAUAUUCGACCUAUUAAGUUGUCUAAAACUGUAUCAUUUCCUGUUCACUUUGUUAGCAAUAACUUAUCGUAUUAGUGACUUCGAAAUCAUUCGCAGAUCACAUUUAGGGAAAAUUGUUUUGCUUUAUCAAACGAAAGGGUAUUGUUUUGAAAACAGACGAAAGUAGUUGCAGUGAUCCUGACUUAUAGGGUGAUUAAUAACCUGCAUAAGCUAAUUCAGCGAAAUUGUUGGCUCGAUGGUUCAUUUUAUUUAUUUACAUCGUUAGUUCUGCCUGACUGAGAUGAUGAUGACGGAACAACUCUAUUUAGUAAAGAAGCUGUGGCUGAAUGCUUGUCACAGGAAUAUGUUACUCGGCAUUUCAAUGUGUUGUCAUAAGAGCUCCAAAUUACCACUACAUUGAUCUUAACUCAGCCUUUAUGUUUUCUUAAAAAGUUGUCCAAAUCGAAUACUUAGGCGUGUUAAAGCCCUAGUCGUACGAAAUUUCAAACCACCAUAGUGUUGA